Molecule: messenger RNA, 1123 nt
Organism: Helobdella robusta
Lineage: Eukaryota; Metazoa; Annelida; Clitellata; Rhynchobdellida; Glossiphoniidae
Exons: 5
Coding region: 725-1123 (132 amino acids)
Source: RefSeq, a predicted model, not a curated record
GUUGUCCGUUGACAGAGUCGAUAAAACAUUCGACGUUGGCGUCGGGAAUUUUUCUGAGAUCUGCUGCUACAUAAGUUGUUUUCAUUGUUGAUUUCGAUGAAUCAAACCGAAUUGCUAAAUUAACCAGUUCGAGAAAUGCAUCGUGCUUGUUUGCAGCACGUGGUGAGUUUUCAAUGUGUUUUCGGAAUUUUCUUGUGUUUCGAGAUCCGAAAUUAAUAGUUUUUUGCCGUUUUUGAUGUCUUCGAGAUUGUAGAAAUUUUCUACGUUUUUUAGGAAUUUUGCGUUAUCUAAUUUGUCCACAUUGUUGAUUAAAUAACAAUUAAUCUCGCAGAUUUUCAGUGUACGUUCGGCCAUUGCGUAACCGGAAAUAUGUGUGUUUGUGUGUGUGCGUGCGUGUGGUGUGUGUAUGUUUGUGUGUGUGUGUGUGUGUGUGUGUGUGUGUGUGUGUGUGUGUGUUGGAGGAGACCAUAUUUUAUACAAUAUUGCAUGAAUGCAACCGAAUUGUUGGCAUCAAUCGAUUUAAAGUUUGUCCUAUGAAUUUUUCUUACUACAAAUUUCUGAAUAUUGAGUCUUUUGUCUUGAGCUUUGUUGAGUUCAUCAAUGCGUGGCUUCAGGGGCAGCCAAAGGUUGGACGUUGAUGUAUUUGAAUCAUGAUAAAUGACAUUUUUAAAGUAGUAUAUUUGGAAUUGACUAGGUGAACGAUUUGAAAGCAGAAGUUGAAAACAUGAGGCAUGAGAAGAAUGAAGCUUUCAAAAACUUAGAUCAAUGGAAAAAGAAAUGCGAAGAAGCCAACAACAAGAUGAUAUCAAUGCAGACGGAUGUUUGUCAGUACGAACGAGAUGUUAAUGAUAUAAAUGUGAAGCACCUUCAUGAAUUGCAGGUUAUGCAAAGCCACAUUCAACAGAAUCAGUUGAAGCUUGCAGAACAGAAUAAUAUAAUUGAGAAAUUGACCGAUGAGCUAAGAGAAAUGAAAAAAAUCAAAGAGGAAAACAACUUAGUGCUGGAGCAAAAGAAAUUAUUGGGACUCGAAGUGAAUAAGAUGAAAUUGGAACAUAACGAAAUGGUGAAAGUGUUAUCUGAGAAGUUUCAGUCUGAUUUAAAUGCCCAAGUAUAUAUAAUUUGA